AAGAGCUCUCUUCUCGCAAACGGAGAGUCUGUUGCUGGCAACGGACUGCUUACUUUGACGAAAUUCUCCACACAUUCAUACGGGAUAUCGGUAGGUCGAUUGAGGGCUUUGUACUUUGUAAAGUGCUUUGCUGAUUCUGAACAGACCGCUGACUGGAUCAUGGCCACAAUCAAUAAAGAGCUCAACAUUCACUCACAUUCUAUCGGAUCGAUAAUAUUUGCUAUCAUCCUACCGCUCCACUUCUACUUCGCUCUAUACCGCAAUGUGCCAGCAGCACAGCCAAUUGAUGCAGCAGUCUUCUUGCUAUACUUUGCUGGUGUUGCGUCGUGUUUUGCCGUUUCAGCAGCAUUUCAUACUGCAGGCAGCCACAGUCAAGCUGUACACAAGAGGUACAACAGAGCCGACUGCUGUGGCAUCGUACUGCUCAUGUGGGGAGCAAGUCUUGCAUCGAUUCAUUUCGCUUUCAUCUGUGAUGCUCGACUGAGAAGCCUACAUUGGUUCCUGACCUCCGCCAGUGCAACCGGAUGCAUCACCUUCAUUCUAGGACCCCUUUUCAUCCAACCGGCCUACAGAAGCCUCCGUGCACUUACCUAUCUUAGCCUGGGUCUCUUCGCCAUCGUCUUCAUCUUGCAUGGCAUCUAUCUUCACGGCUUUGCCCUUCAACGGCGAAGACUCUCAUUGGAAUGGAUGGGCUUGAUGGCUCUGCUCAACUUCCUUGGCUGUGCUGCAUAUGCUUUCCGCAUUCCGGAGUCCAAGUUCCCUGGCAAAUUCGAUUUCGUGGGCGCGUCGCAUCAGAUUAUGCAUGUUGCUGUCUUGGCGGCUGGAUUAGUGCAUUAUCACGGUCUUUCGAAGGCAUUAUUGGAAACACGGGGAGAUUUGGGACAAACUUGU
Molecule: messenger RNA, 891 nt
Organism: Aureobasidium musti
Lineage: Eukaryota; Fungi; Ascomycota; Dothideomycetes; Dothideales; Saccotheciaceae
Source: the annotation of a GenBank genome assembly